UUCAACGUAACGUACUUACAAUGUCAACGGCUAAGUGAUAUAGCGUGAUACCAUGUGCGUGCAUCAAAGAAGUGAUUUCUACUUACUAUUAUGAAAAAUUAAUGAUAGAAAUGCAUUACACGCGUCAUAUUAUCGAGUUUAUAGUUAAAGUUCGAAUGAAUUGAUAUUCGCAACGAUACAAGUGUUGCAAAAUUGGAAUAAUUGAUAGAAAGUUGUCGCGAACCUGUUGGCGUGGUUUGUAUACAUGACGAAAUAUUUUAAUUUCUCUUGAAACGAAUUCUAUAUCAAUUUGAAGAUGACAUCGUUAUCGUUGCUGGCGAGUCACGAUGAAGUGGUUCGAUGUAUGAAUGUACACCUAAACGGAGCUUGCGAAGAAGAAUUUCUAAAGUUUGCUGUAAAUCAGGAAGAAAUGAGACAGAAAUGGUUAGCAUCUAUACAAGAAUGUCAACGUCUUCAUUCAGCUUUAGAGAAAUCUCAUCAAGAGGCAGCUGACUUAGAUAAAAAAUUAAGUCACGCUAGAAGACUUCUAGAUGAAGAGAAAAGGAGAAGGCGUACCGUUGAAGAACAACGAAAUUCAUUGGAAAAACAAAUUGCUAUGGCCAGAGAUCUUUUAUUUAAUGAUGGUGGGAGAAAUUUAAACGAUGAAACCCGCGAAAAAUUACAAUUUUUGAAUAGCACUACGUUAAAUGGUCGUCACAGUAAUAUAUAUAAUAUAAAGGAUGUACAUCAAAAUGACAAAUUAAAUACUAUAGCGGAGCUGGACUCCACUGGCUCUAUUUUAAGUGACUUAAGUUGCUUUUCGAAGUCAGAAGAUGAUUUAGAUAUUAGUGCAAUCAUUCAACAAAAUCAUAAGAAACGUGAAUGGAAAGAGCACAGACCAAGUGGCGAAUAUUCCACGAAGAAGCGACGUAGUACAGUACAAAAAGCUGCAGAGUUAACUUCGUCUGAUAGAAUAGUAGCCACAACUACAGUAGUGAUGCCAAAAGAUGGCAAUAUCACUGCAUCUUCUGUAAUUGAAGCUAUACCUGGGGAUGAAAACAUAGAUCCACAAGAACCUUUACAUAAUUCGCGUAAAAGGCGUAAAAGUGGUGAUCGUAGUAAAUCAAAAUUAACACCCGUUGAUACAAAUGAUAUUCAAAUGGAUACUGCUCCUUCUGCGCCAAAAAUAGAAGCUCUUACAUCAGGAUCAGAUUCUGAGGGCGUUUUUAAACCUAGUCCAAACAUAGGCGGAUACACUUUAAAUACGAAAUCAGCUAGAGGGCAUAGCUUUGUAGCGAAGACGGUAAUUAAACCGGAAGUCUGUACACCAUGUGACAAGAGGAUUCGAUUUGGAAAGGUAGCCCUGAAAUGUAAAGACUGUAGAGCUACGGCUCAUAUGGAAUGUAAAGACUUAGUUCCAUUACCAUGUGUACCUAAUGGAAAUACACCUACACUACGAGGAACAUCAGGAACGAUAGCAGAUUAUACACCGAUGAUCCCCCCAAUGGUACCGUCAUUGGUUGUUCAUUGCAUCAACGAAAUAGAAUUGAGAGGAAUGAGCGAACAAGGAUUGUACAGGGUAAAUGGCGGUUUAACGGAGGUAAAAUGUCUAAAAGAGAAAUUCCUUAAAGGCAAAGGUGCCCCCAAUCUUUCCGAUGUCGAUAUAUCUACCAUAUGUUCUACUCUUAAAGAUUUCCUUAGAUCGUUACGAGAGCCGUUAAUCACUGUCGGAUUAUGGGCAGACUUUGUUCGGGCAACUACUAUUACUGAUAAACAAGAUGCUGAUGCUGCAUUAUACCAAGCAAUUUCUGAACUACCUCAACCUAACAGAGACACGCUUGCCUUUUUAAUCUUGCACUUACAAAGAGUAUCAAGUAGUCCAGAAUGUAAGAUGCCAAUAACUAAUUUAGCUAAAGUUUUUGGGCCUACUUUGGUCGGCUAUAGUUGCCAGAAACCAUCGCCCAAUUCUCUUCUUUCAGAGACAAGUAAUCAAGUUGCUAUAGUGGAAAAUUUAUUGAAAAUACCUUCGGAUUAUUGGGCAAAUUUCGUUAAUCCCGAAAAUCUAAACAAUAUUGGUACUCAUAGAACUGGUGAAUUACAGCAUACACCAUCUCAGGAAUCUUUACUUAAACGCAGCAUUUCCCGUGGCUUCUUUAAUACUCCACUUACUUCUAGUCGGACAUUUAUGAGGAAAAACAAGAAAUACUUCGCGGCAUCUCCCUCUAGAGUAGCUUACUGACAAGAAUAGGUAUGUAUUUAAAUUAUGCUUACAUCGAGAUGCAAAUAAUUUCUAAAUAAUUAUUGACUCUUUGAACAUAAAUAAUUAAUAUUUGUUCAAUGUGCAACAUAAUUUUUCUACAUUCUAUUUAAAAUUUUGUAAUAUUUUGACAUAAAAUAUAUUUUUAUGUAACGUAUGGUACGAAAUAAUACUAGAACAUUAGAAAUAGAAUAUUAAAAAUAAGCAAAAUUAAAAUGUUAAUAAUAUAUUAUGUUAAAUACUCUUUAUGAUGACUUUAAGCGUGUGAAAGUAUGUGGUGACGUUAAUACGAACCCCCAGUAUUUCUCUGAAUUGAGAUUAAAAUACAAUUAUAUAGCACUAGGCGAAUAUAGACAUUAAGGCGAAAUGUUAUAAGUGUAGAAUUAAAUAAAUGUGAUAUUUUUGUUAAUAACAACAUUUCUAAAAAUGUUCGGUUCAAUAAAAAUACAGACCAUUUUAUUUCAA
Bombus huntii is the source of this 2701-nucleotide messenger RNA. RefSeq names its product rac GTPase-activating protein 1 (gene tum). Gene Ontology annotation, biological process: signal transduction. Bases 296 to 2218 code for a protein of 640 amino acids. NCBI's taxonomy places the organism in Eukaryota, Metazoa, Arthropoda, Insecta, Hymenoptera, Apidae. The record is from RefSeq and is a predicted model, not a curated record. The transcript is spliced from 10 exons.